ACGCUCAGGGAACUCCGCCUCAGGCAUUCGGCACAUCCUUUGCUCAAGGAUGUAGAGUGUGUGCGUGUGUGUGUUUGUUUAAUGUCGUCGUUAUGAUUGCCAGUCUUUUCCUCUCUCAACAUGCCUGCUGCGAUGCACCUCACUGUGCUGGUGUCCCUGUUUGCUGUGACAUUCUGCGCAGACACCAACACUUCCUCUGCAGCACAACACGUAACAAAGUUGAUCACAAGUGCUGUCCACCCCAGUAGGGUGACAGUGACAGUGACACAUCAUGUCACUUCGUCCACUGUGAAACCCGCCAACAACACGCUGCAGCAUCAAACUACGCCGCAGCAGGUCACCACUACGGUCAAUUCAGACGAAAAGUCCUCGUCAGCGCCACCGUUUACUUCACCACAAACGCCCAAUAAGACGGAGGAAACCCACCGCAGCCAUCCUACUGAGACUCCGGUGACCAACCAGGCGUCCAACGAUACAGUCUCCCAGAGGCCGACUAGCCCAACAGCAUCGGGGUCACCAAACGCCACUGCACCCACCCCUGUUAACACAACCAGCCCAGCUCUCACACUCGGGUCGGGGAACGGUAGCUUGGCAUCAAACCCCGGCCUCGUGGCCAUCAUCUGCAUUUUCUGCAUCAUCCUUGUCCUUGUGCUGGUGGUUGCCACUGUCAAAUGUAUCUCAACAUCCAGGUCCAACUUUGAGAGGCUGGAAGAUGUGCCCAUGGGCAAAGUCAAUGAGGCGUCUCCAUUCGCCCAGUAUUCAAAAUGACAGAGGAGACUUCAGUGGUCUGUUGCAGGAGUCGGAUGCUUCUGGACACAAAAAACACAGAAGGGACACAAGAAAAAGACGGCUUUGAAGGUUUUUUCUCAAGCUCUUAUUUCUAUACAAAGCACUUUUGUCUGAAAUAAUGAAAUAUUUCUGCCUUAGCUUUGACCUUUGCCCUGUUAUCUGGUAGCUCAUAAUUCAGCCGAUUUAGGCUCUGAAGGUUAAUCAGCUUCCUUCAGCUUAAAAGGUAAAAAUGUAAAUGUCAUAUUUCCAAAAUAUUGGGAUACAUGUCCUUCUAAGCACUUACCAUUCAUACUCACACUCUUACAUAAAAACAAGUGGUUUUAAUAAUGAUUUUUGAAUUUCAAGUGAAGGUUCAAUUGUAGUUUGGCAUGCAAAUUCAAUUUUUGACUCCUCUGUUCUACUGUAAUGCUGGCCAAUUAUAUUUUUGUACAUAAUAAUUAUAUAUUCUGCUUUUAUGUAAUAAAUGUUGUAUAAACCCUUAAUUUAUAUAACCUCACACGCUAUGGUGACACGUGUGAUCUUCUAACAAAUCAUAUCCAUGUGGCAAUGCUGGUCUCGUUCAUCAAAUUUAAUUCACCUCACCUCCAACAUCCAACUGAGACACAAAAAGUCUUCUUCCAGCCAAGAAUGACAUUUUCUGAUAACCAUGUUUAUGCUCGGAGGUUGUAGAGUUUUUCUUCUGCUUGCAUUAUACACACUGACAGACAGGUGUAAUGUACAUGAUUGUGAUUUUUUACAAUUAAAUAAAAGGAAUAUUCCCAGGA
Molecule: messenger RNA, 1553 nt
Organism: Scophthalmus maximus (turbot)
Lineage: Eukaryota; Metazoa; Chordata; Actinopteri; Pleuronectiformes; Scophthalmidae
Product: mucin-2-like
Exons: 4
Coding region: 121-768 (215 amino acids)
Source: RefSeq, a predicted model, not a curated record